Molecule: messenger RNA, 3110 nt
Organism: Saccostrea echinata
Lineage: Eukaryota; Metazoa; Mollusca; Bivalvia; Ostreida; Ostreidae
Product: glypican-5-like
Exons: 7
Coding region: 187-1950 (587 amino acids)
Biological process (GO): positive regulation of canonical Wnt signaling pathway; cell migration; regulation of protein localization to membrane
Cellular component (GO): plasma membrane; extracellular region; cell surface
Source: RefSeq, a predicted model, not a curated record
UUCAUCAAUCGACGGAGUGUUUACUCAAACAUUUUCAAUGUGUCACGGCGGAUAGAAAGAACAGCUGAAGGCUGAUGUCAGUGUGCGAAACAUGUGAAAAGAGAUGUGAUAGUAUUUGUUAACAACUCUCACAGACUUGACAAAAUUUUUUGUUUUCUGAUUUAGUAUUCUGUAAUAACUUGGAAAAUGGCGAAAACUUGUUUGAGACAGUAUUUUGUGUUCUUCUUUCUAUGGACUUUUUAUGUAUCGUUGGCGGAUCCAGACAGUGGGAGCCAAAUGACCGGGUGUCAUCGUGUAAAACAGGCUUACCUACGGGAACACAUCGGUCCCGCCAGUCUAGUCCCGAGUGAACCAAUUUAUGAUGGUGACAUUUCAAUAUGUUUUAAUGCUGCGUCUAAAGAUAAAAGUGAAAAAUCCUGCUGCUCCAAGGCUUCCGAGUUGAGUUAUGUCACCGCUGCAGAAAAGUUUCUGCGAAAGACAAUACACACAAAAAAUGCAUACCUUAAGAAAUUAGUGAUGGACCAUAUUGUACAAUACGAAGAACGUUUGGAAAAUGUAAUCCAGAGUUCAUACAACAGGACGAGCCAGCUGCUAAUAGAUUUAUAUGAUAUUCCACCAAGUGCCCAUAGACAACCUCUGAAAGACUUCUACCAAGACAUUAGGACUUAUUUAAAAAUGAAACAUGUGAGCCUGUAUGGCUCAGUGAAUUCCUUAUUUGAUUCUUUAUUCCCGUAUUUGUAUAAAUACAUUCUCGAAGGGAAGAAUAUUUCAGUGACCUUAUCUCCAGAACACACCGAGUGCUUAAAAAACAAACGACAAGAAAUAAUCCCCAAUCCAUUUGGACCACUUCCUUACAAUAUAUCCCAUAUCCUUAAUAAGGCAUUGUCUACAGCCAAAUCAUACAUGGAUGUGCUGACCUUGUUGGUGGAGGCCAUCAAUACAACAGAUCAAAUGACCUUGACCGAAAAGUGCCAACAUGCAGUGACCCGCCUUCAGUAUUGUUCACAUUGCCAACAGGAAAUUGACACCAAACCAUGCAAGGGAUUUUGCUUAAAUUCAAUGAGAAGGUGUUUGGCACAGCUUUCUGUUAUAAGUAAUGAUUGGAAUGGAUUAAUUAUGUCAGUAGGUCGACUUCAGGCCUGGAUGGCUCAGAAGUAUGAUGCUGAACAUACACUGAAUAAGCUGGACGGGAAACUGGACACAGCUAUAAUGCAUGCCCUCACCACUAGUGAGAAGUACAUAAAUAGUACCCAACAAAUCUGUGGUUUUAGAACUCCUAUAAGUUCAAAGCAGGUACUCCCAAAGAAUAUACCUGCUUCUUCCAGCUCAGGUCCCUUGAAGAUUAAAAGAGAAAUUGGCGGGGAAAUGUAUGAAAAAAUUCUGGAGGUCAUGAAGGAGCUGCUGACCUCACUGAAGAUGUUUGACACCAUUGCUGAUGAUAUCUGUGAUCAACAGAUUUUUUAUGACCAGGAUAUUAACAGUACCCAGUGCUGGAAUGGGCUCACAAAGGGGAGAUACACCGAAGUUGUUGAAGAUAUUCCGACCCUACUAACGAGAACAGCUAUGGUUAUAGACCCCAAGCUUGUUAGCUUGAAAGAUAAACUAGCUGCAAUGAGAGUGAACCUCAUGACGCGUUAUUCGGACUUUGAUUACGCUAGGGACAGAAGACAGCCCAUGCAGUCAGACUCUUUUAAGUACGGUAGUGGAGACUACAGCCUACAUCACGAUCAUCUUCAGACGGAUGAUGAGGACCUUUAUGGUAGCUCUGGUGAUAUGUAUAGUGGUAGCGGUAGUGGUAGCACGCCUGUCAUAUUUGAUGUCACCAUGGAAGAUACCAGAUAUACGGCAUUGCCGCCUGCUAAAAAACCAAAUCCUGCAGGAGGGAGUUCAUGUUUGACUGUUUCCUUAGCAACAGUAUUAAUGGUGAUUUUGACGUUAACGGUGUUAUGAUAGUGCCUUUGAUGUGUUAAACUCUUGUUACAUUGAUAUAAGAAGAAAAAUCCAAAAUCAUCUGGCCAUUCUUCCAGGAGAUUUUGAACACCUGGUGGUUCCAAGUACAGGAAUAUAUAGUGAAGAAUUAGUGGUUUUUAUUGUUCCAGAGAGAGAGUUCAUUUUUGUUGUUAAAAAAUCAAAGUAUGUAACAAACUCUCUAACUGAAAUACCUAUCUGGAAACUUUUUUCAAAUCCAGUUUAAUUUUUUUCAUUCUCAUAUUACUGUUAUGAGUGAAAGGCUUUAAAAUGUCAAGAAAAAAGUGCUGAAUGUUGUCUCAUUACCAUCACAUUAUGUAACAGAAAGCUUUGUAUGGAUAUUCUAUGGAUGUGAAGACUUCUUAAAAUAUUCACAGGGCCUAAAACAAAAUAUUGUUUGUUUGCCGUUACCUACCGACUCGCUUAAAAUGCCCCCCCCCCCCCCCCCUAAAAAAAAAAAUUUCAGCUAUUUAUCAAAAUGAUUUUUUUAAUGUUUAAGUUUUCCAAAUACCAUAACUUUAGUUUUCUAAUUUAGAGAGUUACUUGUAUGUCUGUCAAUUAGGCACUACAGUUAAGUGUAGCGGGCAGGUGCAUAUAAACUUUUCAGCACCGUUGAAAGUACUUAUGAUUUGUUAUCUAAUAAAAGCCAAACUAAGACUUCUUUCUUUUAAAAAAAAAAAUGCCUUCCUAUCAACCCACUCUAAAAAUUGUGGGACGGCAACCUCAAACGGGGAAUUUUUUAAGCUUGGCCCCUGAGAAGAGUGUCAGUGAUUCUGAGGUAAUCUUGCUGUGGAAUGAUACAGAACCUGAAGGGAUGUUAAAGGUACAUGUUCAUGGUUAAGGCAUAAUGUGCAAUCUUACAUUUUGUGUAUAUAUAUAUAUAAAAACUGUUUCAUUUAUUAUAUUUUUCUGUUCAUGUUCUCAGAACUUUUUAUGCAUAAUUUAAAUGCUUUUAGAAGUUGCUAGUUUAUUUCUACAGGCAUUGUAACAAUAAAGUAUCAGUAAGUAUUGUAUAAAAUUCUAUGACAGUUACUGAAUGCAAAAUGAUUAUCCAUUAUUGAAUUUGGAACUGAAACCAAGGUUAACUGGUAGACAUUAUCAAUUUUAUUUUAAUAUUAGCCACCUUAUAAAAAAAAAAAUAA